AUGUCUCUCCCACCCCUCAACCCUAUUGUCCUCCAUAUCCCACCGGAGAAGGUAAUAUGUGCGAAUUACCCGAUGACCAACCCAUAUAUAGGUGUUGCAGACCCCCUGACCCACAAGCUUGUGAUGGAGAUACACUCAUGGCAAGCGCCGAACCAAGAGAAGACAGAGAUGAUGGUAACGCUCAAGUUACCAUAUGAAAUCCACCAAGCAAUGAGAGCCUUGUCUGCUGCCUACAGAUGCACUUUCCCAAACACUGAUAACCAUAUGAAUAACACACACAAUAUUCACAACAAUCUUCCUCCCAUCACGUGUAUGGUAUGGAAUGUUCAAGGAGCAGGAAGCCGCGAAUUCUUGGCUGCUUUAAGGGAAGUUGUCCGAACUCACAAACCAAUGGUCAUGGCCCUAGUUGAAACACACAUAGGAGGUGACCAUGCCUCAAAGAUAGCGACCAUGUUGAACUAUAAUGGUCACACUCGUAUGGAUGCCCAAGGCUUUAGUGGGGGAAUUUGGGUGUACUGGAAACCUGAAUUAGUCACAAUUGAUCCAAUUGACCAACACAACCAGUACUUCACAAUGGAGAUAACUCGAGACGGUGAAGUUCCCUGGUACUUCACAGCCAUUUAUGCCAGUCCGGAUCCUGUGAAAAGACAUGAACUAUGGAAAAAACUGGAGGAGUUUGCCCAUAACAACAACAAACCCUGGAUGCUAGCCGGUGAUUUCAAUGAAACACAAGCUGAUUGGGAAAGGAGUUCGAGUUGUUCGGAGACAAGGAGAAGAACAGCCAAAUUCAACAACUGGAUUGAGAGAAACCAGUUACUUGAGGACUUCUCAGAGAACCUACAACAAUGGAACAAUGACACUUUUUAUAACAUCUUCCGGCAAAAGAAGACUUUAAUAGCAAGAAUUGGUGGUAUCCAAAAGAGCUUAGCUAAAGGCCGUAACUCAACCCUCCUAAAACUUGAAGGUACUCUGCGUAGAGAACUUGAUAUGGUUCUAAGCCAGGAGGAAUUGCUAUGGUAUCAAAAGGCACGGGUGGAGUGGAUCACUAAUGGUGAUCGUAAUACAACUUUCUUUCACCUGAGCACAAUCAUUAGAAGAUGGAAGAAUAAAACAACUGCCAUAAAGAAUGGAGACGGCCAAUGGAUUUUUGACAAAGAUCAAGUGAAAGAGCUUGUGGUUAAUUAUUUUGCUACCUUGUUUACUGAAGAUGGAAGCAAUGUUAACUAUGACAUCCCUUCUGGGGUAAGCCCGCAACUCUCGUCUGAUGAUUGGGCCAAGCUGAACAGGAGAUACAAUAAGAGUGAUAUUGAAUGUGUUAUAAAGAAUAUGGGCUCCUUGAAAGCCCCGGGCCCAGAUGGGUACCAAGCCCUUUUCUACCAGAAAAAUUGGGAUAUUGUAGCCCCAAAUGUCUACGCUAUGGUGCUAUCAACACUCGAAGGUAAAGGUCUGCCCCCAUCCAUCAAUGAAACCUUUCUGGUGCUUAUACCAAAGACAGAUAACCCGAAGCUGCCUUCUCAGUUCCGCCAAAUAGGUCUGUGCAAUGUCACGUACAAAAUAAUCACCAAGGCCAUUGUGAACCGUAUUAAAAUGGUUCUCCCUCACAACACUUCAAAUACGCAGACAAGCUUUGUUCCGGGCCGUCAAAUAACCGACAAUAUUGUUAUUGUCCAAGAGAUCCUCCACACAAUGAAAAGAAAGCAGGGAGCGAAAGGAUAUAUGGCUAUAAAAAUUGAUUUCGAAAAGGCCUACGAUAGGCUUCGAUGGUCCUUUAUUUGGGAUACUCUCAAUGAAAUGAAUUUCCCCCUUCUCAUGAAUGAAGUUAUCAUGGAAUGCAUCUCCUCCCCUUCUAUGCGCAUAUUGUGGAAUGGUGAACAGACUGCUUCCUUCACCCCGACCCGAGACAUACGACAAGGCAACCCGCUAUCUCCGUAUAUCUUCGUCCUAUGUGUGGAAAGCCUUAAUCAAGUAAUAGAGGAAGCUAUCAUUGGAAAACGCUGGAAACCGAUCCAAGUAAGCAGGGGUGGCCCAACACUGUCAAACCUCUUUUUUGCUGAUGAUAUUAUGCUCUUUGCGGAAGCCUCUUUGGACCAAGCCCUUGUCAUUUCUGAUUGUCUUCGUAGGUUCUGUGAGGCAUCUGGUCAAAAGGUUAGUCACAACAAGUCUAGUGUUUAUUUCUCAAACAAUGUACCCAUGGAUACCAGGUCUUCGAUAUGCAAUACUUUAAACAUGAGUAUGACAGAAGAUAUGGGCUCUUAUUUGGGGAUGCCGACACUGACGAGUCGUGUAACCUGUGAAACUUUCAAGCACUUAUGUGAAAAAGUUGAUCGACGCCUCUCGGGAUGGAAGACAAAAUACUUGUCCCUAGCUGGAAGAAUCACUCUUGCAAAAUCCACUAUCACCUCUCUAGCUACCUACUCGAUGCAAACCGCCAAGAUCCCCCGGACCAUAUGCGACAACAUUGAUAGGAAGACUAGACAGUUUAUAUGGGGUGGAGAUGAAGAAAAGAGGAAGAUCCAUCUCUUAUCAUGGGAAACUCUGCAACUGCCAAGGAACCAAGGUGGACUAGGGGUCAGGUCUGCUAGGCAAGCCAACUCGGCCUUUUUAACAAAGCUAGGUUGGAGGGUCUUAACCGAACCCAAUGCUCUUUGGUCAAGGGUUCUAAGGCAUAAAUAUUGUAAGGGUCGAUGUGACAUUGAUAUGUUCAUCCCAACGUCGAAUAUGUCAAAUGUCUGGCGUGGCAUUACAGAGAAUGCGCAUUGGGUGAGAAAAGGCGCAUCGACAGCCAUAGGUAAUGGAAGAUCAACUUUGUUUUGGGACCAUCUAUGGGCAACUGACGUUCCACUUCGAAGCCUUGCCACGCAGCCAAUACCCUCCGAUAUUGAUGGAGCUAUUGUGAAUGAAAUGUGGGAAACAGGAGGGGAAUGGAGCUGGGACAGAUUUGCUAAUCUCCUACCAGAGAAUGUACUGAAAACAAUCGCUGCACAUAAGGUAGUUGAGGACCCAUCAGUUGGCGAUCUUCACUACUGGAGGGGGACAAAGAAUGGAACCUUCUCUAUAAAACAUGCACUUAGAAUAACUCGUAGUGAGAAUGAAGAUGCUAUUGACCCAAAGUGGGAAUUGGCAUGGAAAACCAGGGUCCACCAACGAACUAAGACCUUUUUAUGGCUUGCGCUCCACAAUCGUCUACUCUGCAAUGCUAACAGAGUGUGUGGGGGUACCGCCAAUUACCCUUCCUUCCUCACAGGAGACCUGACUUCAUGGCUCACUCGUAACUUGAAGGCAGCAGACCUCAUUCACUCAGAAAAGUGGCCCACCGUAUUCGCAGUUACAAUAUGGUGGAUGUGGCGUUGGAGGAACUGCAUAGCCUUUGGUCGUGACAAUGAAGUACCAAUAGAUGCAGCCACUUUCCUACAAGCCAAAAUAGAAGAAACCUGGAGAAGUUUCAACUCUCAAAAAGAAGGUGGAAACUCAGCACCUAGAACACGCCAAGAAAUACAAAUCAAAUGGCUAGCCCCACCCCCUGACUGGUUCGCAUUGAACACUGAUGGUGCAUCAAAAGGGGUCCCUGGACCCGCAGGAGGAGGAGGAGUCCUAAGAGACGACAAAGGCAACUUUCAAAGAGCUUUCGCAGCCAACUUUGGGAUUUGUACUGCAUACCGUGCUGAAAUGAUGGCGGUUGCUUUGGGACUGGAUAUGGCAAGGGAGAUGGGCAUACAGAAGCUAGUAAUUCAGAUGGACAAUGAAGCUUGUGUCAAAGUGAUCAAAAGCAACGAAUUCCCAGGAGGGGAAUGCCACCAUAUUAUCAAUCUUUGCAGGAGCUUAAUCGAAAUGCCAGGUUGGGAAGUAGUCAUUAUCCAUAGACUCAGAGAAGGAAAUAAAGUAGCGGAUCGUUUAGCUAAUCUAGGAGUUGUCCAAGAAGAGAAGGGAUGGGUUUCGGGUCUUCUGGCAAGGGAUCGACAAAUUUCGCCGGAUUUUGAUCGGUGGUUUGGUUGUGAUUCUUGGGCGUUUUUUAUUUGGUUUGAUUCGCCUGUUGAAUGUGAUGUGGUUAUUGCAGUGCCUGAUUCUGGGGUUGUUGCUGCUCUUGGGGAUGCUGAGAAAGCUGGUGUGCCCUUUCAAAAGGGUUUGAUUAGGUCCCAUUAUGUGGGGAGAACCUUUAUCGAGCCUUCACAGAGGAUUAGGGACUUUGGUGUGAAGCUUAAGUUGGCGCCGGUGAAGGCUGUUUUAGAGGGGAAGAGGGUUGUGAUUUUGUCGACGAUGGCUUGA
Messenger RNA from Spinacia oleracea (spinach), 4263 nucleotides. RefSeq lists its product as uncharacterized. The record is from RefSeq and is a predicted model, not a curated record. NCBI's taxonomy places the organism in Eukaryota, Viridiplantae, Streptophyta, Magnoliopsida, Caryophyllales, Amaranthaceae. The transcript is spliced from 5 exons. Gene Ontology annotation, molecular function: RNA-DNA hybrid ribonuclease activity; nucleic acid binding. The coding region runs from base 1 to 4263 and encodes 1420 amino acids.